AUGGAGGUUACGGUUGACGACGAAAAUCCUGCUGACUACAUGAGUAGGCAUCCGGAUCAACCAGCAGCGACAGACGCGGCCGAAGACUAUAUAAAUUACGUGUGUACAAACAGUGUGCCCAAGGCACUUACUGUGAGAGACGUAGAGGUACAUGCUUUGAGUGAUCCGGUGCUACAGAGGCUAAUCCGUGCAAUUGAACAUGGACACUGGGCAGAUGAGGAACUCGUUCCAUAUCUGACAGUGAAGGAUGAGUUAGCAGUCUUCAAUGGCUUGGUGCUGAGGAACACACGCAUUGUGUUGCCAGUUUCGUUACGUCAAAAAGCAAUCGAAUUGGCCCACGUCGGACAUCAAGGUGUCGUCAAGACCAAGAGCUUGUUACGCGAGAAGGUUUGGUUUCCGGGUAUAGAUCGUUUGGUGGAAGAGCGAAUUAAGCAGUGUUUGCCAUGCCAAGCUGCUACCGCCAACAACGCAGAAGGACCAGAACCUCUAAAGAUGACAACACUACAUUGCGGACCAUGGAAAGAAGUGGCAGUAGAUUUUGGCGGUCCAUUUCCGACGGGAGAAUACUUGCUAGUAGUGGUAGAUGAGUAUAGUAGGUUUCCAGAGGUAGAGCUGGAGACAAGUACAUCAUCGAAGGCCACAAUUCCUAAACUAGAUAGCAUAUUUGCCAGGCAAGGUAUACCAGACACAGUGAAAACCGACAACGGACCACCGUUUAAUGGUGCAGAAUUCUCAUCGUUUGCAGAAUCGUAUUGCAGAAGACGUAUUUACACCGUUCUGGCCACAGGCAAUAGAAAGAAGCUGAACGAUUCAUAA
Molecule: messenger RNA, 816 nt
Organism: Priapulus caudatus
Lineage: Eukaryota; Metazoa; Priapulida; Priapulimorpha; Priapulimorphida; Priapulidae
Exons: 1
Coding region: 1-816 (271 amino acids)
Biological process (GO): DNA integration
Molecular function (GO): nucleic acid binding
Source: RefSeq, a predicted model, not a curated record